UAUUUACUCAAAGAUGUCUAGAUUUAAAGGAUCAGUUAGACUAUACUGUAUGGCAGGAGCUGCUAGGCCCUCUCCCAAAAUCGGACAAGCUCUCGGUCCCUUAGGACUUAACAUGAUGCAAUUUUGUAAAGAAUUUAAUGAUAGGACAGCUGAAAUUAGGCCAGAUGUUCCACUGAGAGUUUUAUUAAAAGCUUAUGAGGACAGAUCAUUUAAGUUCGUAACUAAACCUCCUCCAACAACAUGGUUUUUAAAGAAAGCAUCUGGGCUUGAGAGUGGGUCUGGAGCACCAGGUCAUAGGUCUUGAGGAAGAAUCAGUAUUAAAUAUAUUUAUGAAAUUGCUAAAGUGAAACAAGAGACAGACCAGCAUUUACAAUUCCAUGAUUUGGAAGGAAUAGUAAGAAUGAUAUGUGGAACAUGACAAUCAAUGGGCUUAGAUAUCGUUGAGGAUACUCUUCCUCCCAAGAAGAUUAAUAUUGAUCUCUAG
Moneuplotes crassus is the source of this 484-nucleotide messenger RNA. The record is from the annotation of a GenBank genome assembly. NCBI's taxonomy places the organism in Eukaryota, Ciliophora, Spirotrichea, Euplotida, Euplotidae.